Molecule: messenger RNA, 2019 nt
Organism: Desarmillaria tabescens
Lineage: Eukaryota; Fungi; Basidiomycota; Agaricomycetes; Agaricales; Physalacriaceae
Product: Alpha/Beta hydrolase protein
Exons: 4
Coding region: 54-1862 (602 amino acids)
Biological process (GO): lipid metabolic process
Molecular function (GO): triacylglycerol lipase activity
Source: RefSeq, a predicted model, not a curated record
GUCCGAACCGAUUCAGUACCCGCUAGUACUUAACAUCACUCCAUGACCGUUGCAUGCGCCGCAUAGCCUGCUCGUCGUUCGUCGCGAUGCCCUCGAAGUCGCUGAAGGCAAAGACCACUUCCCAUGCACCUUCGACGUCAUCCUCGACGUUUCGCAAGUCAUCUCAACCCGUAGUCCGGUGGCUUGAAACGUGGUCGCCGUAUCACAAUAGCGGUUCAAGUAAAUCAACAGCCUCAUCGCAGGCGUCGUCUCCCGCGUCAUCCCGGUCGUCGACUCCCCCGUCGCCAGCCUUAGCGUCGCUAAACGAGGCUCUGCAUGAAUCAUUACGUUUACCCACACGACCGCCGUUGGCUCGGCUACCAACGCCACUGUAUACAUCGCGUCUAGGACACGGUCAUUCCCCGCAAUUUUUUGAUAACCUUACGCGCACAACAUUGCCGACAUCGUCAUUGUCGAUUGAAAGCCAAUUGAACUAUUCCUCUUCUCCGAUAUCAUCUUCCCCGAUAUCUUCCCAGUCUUCAAUUUAUCAACAGCCUGCCAUACUUGGCAAUUCUCCAACUCACCGCACUUCUCUAGAUACCCUGCGUUCAGUUUCCCAGCGUGAUUACCGCCGCAGUUCACAUUCUCAAUCCAUAUCCUCAGAAAGAACGUCUACGUUUGAUAGCACGUCCUGGCCCAAGAAUUGGUGGUGGUUUCAAUCUGAAAACAAAGAGGAUGUAGACGGAAUGCUUGGUGAAGACGAUAGGGCGGACACGGUCGAAGAGGAGCGGGACCGCAUUCGGAAGAAGUAUCGCUCUCCGAAAAACCCGAUUGUCUUUUGUCAUGGCCUUCUCGGUUUCGAUUCAGUAACUAUUGGACCUGCUAUAGCUCCUCUACAAGUAACCCACUGGCGUGGGAUAAAAGAAGUCCUAGAGGCCAACGGAUCAGAGGUUCUUAUUACCAGAGUUCCAGCUACAAGUACCCCCAUCGACAGGGCAAAAGUGCUGGAAGAAAAAAUAUCCGCCGUUUAUCCCGGUCGUAGUGUGCAUCUAAUAGGUCAUAGUAUGGGAGGCCUUGACUGCCGCUAUCUAACUUCCAAACUUACACAUCGAAAUUUCUCUGUUUUGUCCAUUACCACUAUCGGAACUCCUCACCGAGGUUCUGCGUUUGCCGACCAUUUUCUUACUACACUGGGGAAAAGCCGCAUGCCUUCAUUCCUGCAAUUCUUAGAUAUGUUGCCGAAUGGUGGAGGUGAUGGAAAGGCAUUUGAGUUCCUGACACUUGAAAAUAUGCGUCGUUUCAACGAAGAAGUCAAGGACGUGGAUGGCGUUCAAUACUUCAGCUGGGGAGCUGUCUACGACCCCGGCUUCGUGGACACUUGGAAAUGGUCGCACUCGGUGGUUCUAGAGAAAGAAGGACCUAAUGAUGGAUUGGUUUCUGUGAACUCUGCAAAAUGGGGAACGUAUCUUGGUACCUUGGAGGAUGUCAACCAUCUUGAUCUAGUCGGUUGGAUAAACGCUGCCCGAUAUAAAUGGGCAGAAAUGACUGGGCGCCAAAUCAACUUCCGGCCGGCAACAUUCUACCUAGGCGUUGCAGAUAUGUUAGCAGAGAGGGUUGAGGGUCAACCUAAGCUUCUCAUGGAUGAAGGCUGUUCCAACGCCCAUCCUAGCAGCGGCGAGGGAAAUAAGGCUGGAAGUGGCGCGACAAUAAAGGAGGAUUCAAAUGACCAGAUAUCCAUAAACAAGGCAGUGACAAUGACUACCGGCGAAGAUGUUGACGGGACUACAGGGAACACAGACGGACAGUCUCGCAUCGGCACGCAUGCUAUUGAAUUAGAUAAUAGGAAACAGGAAGACUAUGACAGCUCAAGACCACGACUAUAGUGUUACCCAUAUACCAUUAGUUUUUAUCGUAUAACAUAUUCUAAUCUUUACUAAUACCAUGUACACAUCAUUACAUAAAUAUUGUACAUAACAAUUGUAUCAAUAGUCUGCAAGGAUGUAAACUUGUCCUGUUUACGGUCAGCGUAAAAUGCUUCAG